AGGGCGGGGAAGAGGCGCUGCGAGGCGGGGAGGAAGCGCUCCGUCAGCCGGGGAGGGACCCAGGGACCAGCCGAGACCCGAGAGACUCACGGGCACACAGCCGAGUUUCCUCCUCCGCCGACCGGCCGCACGCUCUGCACGGUGCACGGACAGCCCUCGGGAGGAUACCCACGGGGCUGGAGGGAGACCUGGAGAGCCGGGAGAGGGGGACGAGGGAGCGGGCUUUCUGCUGCGGUGAGCCCGGACAUCAGCGCCAUGGAGCUGGAGAACAUUGUGGCGAACACCGUGCUGCUCAAAGCCCGCGAAGGAGGUGGAGGGAACAGAAAAGGAAAGAGUAAGAAGUGGAAGCAGAUGCUACAGUUCCCCCACAUCAGUCAGUGUGCGGAGCUUCGUCAGUCCAUCGAGAAGGACUACAUCAGCCUGUGUGAGAAGCAGCCAAUCGGGCGUCUCCUCUUCAGACAGUUCUGUGAGACUCGCCCAGAGCUCAAGAGAUGUGUCAAGUUCCUCGACGCCGUGUUAGAUUACGAGGUGACGCCAGACGAGAAGAGGAAAGAGUGCGGAGAGGAGCUCAUCAACAAAUUCCUGAACCCAAAGUCUGAAGAGUACGUUUCGGAGCUGGAGGAGUCUAUGAUGGCCCAGUGCUCAGAGAGACUUCAGGAAAACGCCUCCAAAGAACUGUUCAAAGACUGCACCAAACUGAUCCAUGACUUCCUGUCCAUGGCCCCGUUCGCAGACUACCUCGACAGCAUGUUCUUCAAUCGUUUCCUGCAGUGGAAGUGGCUCGAGAGACAACCUGUGACAAAGAACACUUUCCGACAGUACCGAGUUUUGGGUAAAGGAGGCUUCGGCGAGGUGUGUGCGUGUCAGGUGCGAGCCACAGGUAAAAUGUACGCCUGUAAAAAACUGGAGAAGAAGCGGAUAAAGAAGAGGAAAGGGGAAGCCAUGGCUCUGAACGAGAAGCAAAUCCUCGAGAAAGUCAACAGUCGCUUUGUGGUGAGUCUGGCGUACGCCUACGAGACCAAAGAGGCGCUGUGUCUGGUGCUGACGCUGAUGAACGGAGGAGAUCUGAAGUUCCACAUUUACCACAUGGGGGAGGCGGGCUUCAGCGAGGACAGAGCUGUGUUUUACGCGGCAGAGAUCUGCUGCGGGCUCCAGGAUCUCCACCAAGAACGCAUCGUCUACAGGGAUCUAAAACCAGAGAAUAUCCUGCUGGAUGAUCACGGACACAUCCGUAUCUCCGACCUGGGCCUGGCCGUUCAUAUUCCCGAAGGAGAGACGAUAAAAGGCCGUGUGGGGACGGUGGGAUACAUGUCUCCGGAGGUUGUGGAUAACGAGCGUUACACGUUCAGUCCGGACUGGUGGGCUCUGGGCUGUCUGAUCUUCGAGAUGAUCGAGGGACAGUCUCCAUUUCAGCAGAGAAAGAAAAAGAUAAAGAGGGAAGAGGUGGAGCGGCUGGUGAAGGAGGUGGAGGAGGAAUACUCGGAGAAGUUCUCGGAGGACGCCAAGAACAUCUGCAAACAGCUCUUGGCCAAAGACCCGUCGAAGCGCCUCGGCUGUCUCGGGGGCGGGGCCUCAGAGGUCAGAGGUCACCCUAUUUUCAAAUCCCUCAACUUCAAACGUCUCGAGGCCGGGAUGCUGGAGGCUCCGUUCGUACCAGACCCUCAGGCCAUUUACUGUAAAGACGUCCUGGACAUCGAGCAGUUUUCCACCGUCAAAGGAGUCGAGAUCGAAGAAAAAGACGAAUCUUUCUACAGUAAAGUGUCCACAGGAUGUGUGUCCAUCCCCUGGCAAAACGAGAUGAUUGAGACCGAGUGCUUUGUGGAGUUAAACGUCUUCGAGCAGGACGGAGUGAUGCCUCCAGAUUUAGACUGGAGAGGUCAGCCGUCGUCUCCUCCCAAACAGGGGCUGAUGCAGAGGCUCUUCGGACGCAUGGACUGCUGUGGUAACUGCAGCGACAGUGACGACGAGCCCACCCGCCUGUGACGACCGCCGCUCCACUUUCGUUUACAACUUUUGCACAUUUGUAUUUUUACGAUAGUCCUCGAAUGUAUAUUUCCGCACAGCCAUAUUGUUUUUAUUGUUAUUUAAAAUGGCCGCCGGUGAUAGACUGAAUUUGUGCAGACUUUUCUUCAGGGAACGCUUGCUUUAAAUUCAACUUUUUUCAACUUUCUCGCUUUUUGUUUUUAUGUUGUCGGACCGUCGCUUUGUUCAAGAAGUGCCUUUGCUCGCUGGCACUGUGACAAAUAGAGGAUUCAACCACUUUCUUCAGGGAAUUUAACCUUCAACCCGGACAUUUCACCACAUCCAUCCAAAUCCUUUCCCGUCUCGUCAUUGGUUCAUUUCAGUCAUGUGACCAAACGCACUUUCUGCAUAUAUAUUCAAAUAAGUUAUUGCUUUGACAUUUCAUAUUUGUAAAAAAAAGAAAAUGCUCUUGAAAUAAAGCCGCAUUGUGUAACUUUUCUGGUAGAGGAUCCGUCAAUUCCUUGUCGCCGUGGAGAUUUUGUUGCUUUGUCUGGAAGGUUUCAAAAUAUGGCAUUAAACUUCCUGUUUUUGGAAGUGUUUUUGAGCGGUAAAAAAAAUAUUUGUUGUAUCAUUUGUACAUUCUUUUUUUUUUUUUUUUUUCCAAAAUAAAACCAAAAAUGGUUCUAGUUCAGUCCUCAUUCAGUCUUGGUUUAGUCCUGCUUUAGUCCUGGAUUAGUCCUGGUUUAGGAUUGGGACCGGACCAGGACCAGGACUGAGAUCAGGACUGAGACCGGGACCAGACUGGGACUGAGACCAGGACUGCAACCAGUUUAGACCUGGUGUAGACCUGGUUUACUCCUGGUUUAUUUUCGUUUUAGGACUGCGGCCCGGACUGAGACUGGGACUGAGACCGGGACUGAGACCGAGACCAGUCCAGGACCAGGAUCAGGGCCAGACCAGGACUGAGACCAGGACCAGGAUCAGGACCAGGCCAGGACUGAGACCAGGACUGAGACCAGGACUGAGACCAGGACUGAGACCAGGACUGAGACCAGGACUGAGACCAGGACUGAGACCAGGACUGAGACUGGGACCAGACCGGGACUGAGACCGUGAGUGAGACCGGGACUGAAACUGGGACCAGACCGGGACCAGACCGUGGCUGAGACUGGGACCAGGAUCAGGACUGAGACCAGGGUUGAGAACAGGACCAGAACCAGGACUGAGACCGGGAUUGAGACCAGGACCAGGAUUAGAACUAAGACCGGGACUGAGACCGGGACUGAGACCGGUUUAAACCUGGUUUAGAUCUGAUUUAGUCCUGGUUCAGUCCUGGUUUAGUCCCAGCAUCACAGUUUAAGUCAUGGAAACAGGAAAUUAUCAGUUUUUUUCCAUUGAGACAAAUAAUUUUUGUCAUUUUCUUUUUUAUUAUUAUUGGUUUUAUUUUGAAAAACGAAUGAACGAAUGACACACUUGUAAAAUUGUAAAACCACCUGUAACUGAACAAAUUUAAGGUCGAGCUGUUUAAAGUCACACUGUGGAACGUUCCAGACAGAAACAACAAGGUGAUGGACCCUCAACCAAAAAGUUACACAGUGCAGCUUUAAUGCCCCAAGCACUGAAACAGUAAGUAUCAAUGUAAAUAUUGUUAAAAAAAAUAUAUUGUUGUUGAAAUGUUACUAGAAAAACAUUUGAUUUGACAAAAGUGCGAACGAAUCCUGGUUUAACUCAAAAUGCCACAAACUAUUUUCAUCAAGAAAUAUUUGUGUCUGGACUUGAAAUCAUGAAAUUUUUGGCAAGACUUUGGUUUAAUUUGUACUUGAACUUAAAGGGUCCGUGUUACGACA
Messenger RNA from Boleophthalmus pectinirostris (great blue-spotted mudskipper), 3809 nucleotides. It is a transcript of the gene grk6, whose product is annotated as G protein-coupled receptor kinase 6. Gene Ontology annotation, biological process: regulation of signal transduction; signal transduction; protein phosphorylation. Gene Ontology annotation, molecular function: ATP binding; G protein-coupled receptor kinase activity. NCBI's taxonomy places the organism in Eukaryota, Metazoa, Chordata, Actinopteri, Gobiiformes, Gobiidae. The coding region runs from base 256 to 1983 and encodes 575 amino acids. Gene Ontology annotation, cellular component: cytoplasm; plasma membrane. The record is from RefSeq and is a predicted model, not a curated record. The transcript has 16 exons.